Molecule: messenger RNA, 8661 nt
Organism: Adineta ricciae
Lineage: Eukaryota; Metazoa; Rotifera; Eurotatoria; Adinetida; Adinetidae
Source: the annotation of a GenBank genome assembly
AUGAUCACCAUGAGUGAUCUAAGCGAAGCGUCCAUUCUUUGGAAUAUUAAAGUGCGAUAUGAUCAUCGACAAUUCUAUACAUACAUCGGCAGUAUUCUUGUUGCUGUCAAUCCAUAUCAUAUGUAUCAUGACAUGUACUCGACGACCUAUGUACGAAAAUAUGAAAAUGCUCUCGUGAUGAAUUCAUUGCCUGCACAUAUUUUUGCAACAGCAUCGUUGGCACAUAAUAAAAUGUUGACAGAUAAGAUGAAUCAGUGUGUUCUGAUUAGCGGUGAAAGUGGCGGUGGAAAGACACAAAGUACAAAAUUAAUUAUGAAUUAUUUAGCUACAGUGAAUCCGGGAAAGAAUAAACUGAUAACUGAACAAAUUCUCGAAGCAUCCCCACUCCUCGAAUCGUUUGGCAAUGCGAAAACCGUUCGAAAUGAUAAUUCUUCACGAUUUGGCAAAUACAUUGAAAUCUAUUAUUCUCAGAAAUCGAUUGUUGGAGCAAAAUUAUCCGAUUUUCUCUUGGAAAAAAGCCGUAUUGUUACACAUUCAACUGAUGAACGUAAUUAUCAUGUUUUCUAUGAACUGCUCGAGGGUUUCGAUAAUGAAGAAAAACGUAAAUACGGUUUAACGACCCCCGAGAAAUAUUUUUAUCUCAAUCAAGGUGCUUCAAUGGCAAUAUCAAGUAAAUCUGAUGCGAAUGAUUUUCAAUCUUUAUUAACUGCGAUGAAGAUUCUUAAUUUCACAAAAAACGAACAAGAAACCAUUUUCAAAAUUCUCGCCGCCAUUCUACACCUAGGAAAUAUCUAUUUCUCUCGAAAUAUCGAAGAUCCCAGUCACGAUCUAAUUCAAAUAAGUUCAAAAACUGAAAUUGAAUGGUGUUCACAUCUACUUGGUCUCAACGAUCAAGGCCUUCUCCAAAAUUUAACUCAUAAAGUCACCGAAGCACGUGAUGAACGCCUUCUCUCACCUUUUAAUCUUGAACAAGCUUUAGAUUCACGUGAUGCAAUUGCCAAAGCUUUAUACUCAACAUUAUUCAGUUGGUUAGUUGCCCGUAUCAAUCAAAUCGUUCGCGUGAACAAUACUGUCGAUAACAGUAUUGCCAUAUUGGAUAUAUUCGGUUUCGAGAACUUUUCAAUCAAUAGUUUUGAGCAAUUGUGUAUCAAUUAUGCAAACGAAGCGUUGCAAUUUCAUUUUAAUCGACAUGUUUUCAAAUUAGAGCAAGAAGAAUAUGCAAAGGAAAAAUUAGCAUGGAAGAAGAUCGAUUUUGCUGAUAAUACUGACUGUUUGGAUUUGAUUGGGAAAAAACCAAAUGGUAUUUUACAAAUUCUCGAUGACGAAAGCAAUUUUCCCAAGGCUACGGAUCAUUCAUUUUUACAUAAAUGUCAUCGUCUUCAUGAAUCGAAUCGUUUGUAUGGAAAGCCACGUUUAUUAAAAACAACGUUUAGUAUUCGACACUAUGCGGGUGAAGUUGAAUACGACGUUCGUGGAUUUCUCGAUAAAAAUCGUGAUUUACUACGUGGUGAUGUUAUUGAUUUAUUCUCUUCAAGUCGAAAUGAAAUUCUCGCGAAUAUGUUUCGCGAUAUUCGCGAUGUUUACGAAUCGCAUCGCGGUUUUCAUUUUAAAACAGGUCGUUUCAUUACGAUGAAAGCGAAAACGCCAACGGUGUCAGCGAAGUUUUCCGAUAGUUUAUCGCAUCUAAUCGAGACAAUGACUCGUUGUCAGCCAACAUUCAUUCGUUGCAUCAAACCAAAUAAUGAUAAAACACCGAAUAAGCUGGAAUUAUCUGUGGUAUUGGAGCAACUACGGAAUACAGGAAUGUUGGAAACUGUUCGCAUAAGAAAACUCGGUUUUCCCCGACGAUAUUCAUUCGAACAAUUUGCUACACGAUAUCGUUGUCUGAUACCGAACUCGCCUGGUAAUAUCGACGUAAAAGAAACGACCGUGCAUAUUCUCAAUAACUUAUCGGCAAAAUUUACUUUAAAAUACCAAAUUGGGAUAACAAAAAUCUUCCUACGCGAAUCAUUAGAAUAUCAUCUUGAAAAAGAACGUUCACUCGUGAUAAACAAAGCAGCAUCAACAAUUCAACGUGCGAUUAAAAGCUACAUUCAACGGAAACAAUUCGAAAAGCAACGUCGAGCCGUUGUUCUCUUACAAAAACAAUAUCGUCGUUGGCUUGAUAAUAAAAAUUCACCAGCGACAGGUCGUUUUCAGCGACGACCAAGUCUUGGUACGUCAAUAGCCCGAGCGAUGAUAUCUAUGAGUCCAGAUGUGACUUUCGAAACAACGAGUGAGAAAUCAACGAGUCUUAGUAUUCGACUAUGUGAAUCAGGUCAAUCAUCACUUUCCGUCACAUCGUGUUUCUCUCCUUCGACAGCUAUGAGUAAUAUUACAGAAAAUAGUUCAACGGUAAAUUCAUCAUCACAGCAAACAACAACUACAACAUCACAAGAUUAUCAGUUCAAUUUAUUGGAAAUACCCAAUGAAUUAGAUUUAGUGUUUCGUCGUCUGGAUGCGUGGGAAGAACCACAUAGUGACGAACAUAUUAUUGAAACAUCACGAUCUACACAUGUCAUUCCAAGUGAACAACUUUCAUUACCACCGAACAAUACAGAAAAAUCAUCGUUUUUAAAAUAUAUUCAGGAACAUACUUAUCUUGGAAACAAAUGGGAUCGUUUGUUAACACCUAUCGAAGUACCAUUGACGAACAAUAUUUCCAAUCAACAGCAAACUCAAUUAGCACUGUCAUUAUUCAAAUUAAUUCUACGUUUUGUCAACACAUCAGAACACGAAGCAAAACGGGAUCGUGCUCUGGGUGAUUACAUAGUUCAAAUUGGUUUAAUGAAUGAAAUAUUACGUGAUGAGAUCCUCAUUCAGAUAUUAAAUCAGAUUUGGAAUAAUAUGGACCUGAUUCGAUUGCAUAAAGCUUGGUUGUUAAUGUUAAAUUGCAUCAGCUGUUUUUCUCCAUCAUCGAAAUUAUAUAAACAUCUGUACCAAUUUAUUUUCGAAGAAAAUCCAGCAAAUAGUGAUUUGGCGAAACGAAAAUUAUUGGCUGCUGGAGGCGCCGACGCGCCGAGGACGUAUCCACCGACCCAGUUAGAAUGGGCUGCUAACAAACGUUCAUCACCGAUGGCACUGCAGGCUGAAUUCUCUGAUCAUUUUGAAGCGAUAGGAGAAGUUGAAUCAUGGAUGACGGGCGAACAAUAUGCAUACGAAUUAGUAUCCUCUCGUGGUAUAAUCAAAGAUUAUUGCUCGGGAUGGACAGUUUCAUUAGAAGAGGAUGGAAAUGAAAUUGAAUUAAUGGGACAUGAUUAUAUUCUCGAUUUAAUCGGCGAGUUAGAGAUUCCACCGUGUGCACCUGUUUGCAAAUCGUUUUUUCUCAUUCAUGAUGGCCGCGAUCGAUCAUCGAAAACUCCACGACGACGAAAUUAUCGUACAACAGUCAGAUCGAAAGAAUGGUAUUUAAAAGUCGAUAACUCUCGUUCAAGUCGUUUGUCUAAAGCUAGUCGUCAGACUUCAUCAUCCAAUCAUUCAUCGCCAUACAAAUAUCCAAGACGUUUCAGUAGUGAUGAACAACAACAAUCAAUCGAAAAAAAAUAUACUAAACGUCACUCACCUGUCUACCAUGACGUACCGAUGACUAGUAACAAAUCGGAUUUUUCGGAAUCAUCUUCCGAAUUAUCCGAUGUUCAUACAUUGUUUCCACCGCCGCCAGCAUCAGCGACAAAGGAUCUAUUAAAAACAGAUGCAACUAGUGCCUACUCAAUGACAGAUGAUCUCCCAGCCGAAAUUCCUAUUCGAAAAAGUGAAUUGAAUGUUCCUUCGCAUCCUAAAACACCACCGUUGCCUCCUGUACGUUCAUCGACAAGAUCGAGUAGAGAACCAAUAAAAAAAGAUGAAAAAUCGAUUGAAAAGCGGAAACAAUCUUCGACGAAUAAAACGAUACUAAAACCAACACCGCCUUUGCCCGUUAUCGAACCAAGCGAAUCAAUUCGUAAAGCAAAUACGUUCACAUCGUCAUCACAUUCAAUGAUCGAUGCAGGUUGUAGUGGACAUAUUCUGUCAAAAAUACCUGCUCUACGUUGUUUUCGGCCAAAUAAACAACAUCAUACACAAAAGUUUCAUAAAACAUCACCAUUACCUCCGCCACCACUUGUAGUUAGUGAUUAUAGUGGGCCGGAAAAUGCGAAUUCAUUUUAUGGAGAAUUCUCUGUAUGUUCAGAUGCUCCAACAAAUCUCAACCAAUACGAAAAGAUUGGUUCGUCGAUUCAUCACACCGCAAAACUCAAUGGACAUCCAGAUGAUUAUCAUCUGUCAAGCACAUAUUCAGACGGAGGAAUUGUUGGUGAUAUGACUGAAUAUGAAGCAGAAGAGAUUCCAAUUAAGAAGAGCGCCUCACAUUCAAAAGAUAUUUCACGACCGGGAACCAAGUUUAUCAAAAAUAAAAACACAAAGCCCAAAUCUGGUUAUCCUCAAGCGAAAAAACAAGGCAAUUCAAUAUUUGAUUCCGAAUCAAUCGCCACGAUAACCGAUCUUCCAUUGCCGUGCCACAAAUCUGACGUCGAAGCGUUUCUUGAUGAUCUAUUCGAGCGUGCACUUGAUCCAAAAAACCUUGCGAAGAAAAAAAACAAAACAGCAUUAUUAUCAACAAUAGAUCAACGUCGCUUACAAAUGAUAUCGAAUAGUCGAAUGGAUCAAUCAACACGUCGUCGUGGCCUGACGAAUUUCCUCCACAAAACACAAUCACAUAAAAAAUCAUCCAUUCGAUCGGCUCCCCGUGCUAUUAGUGCACAAGAUCAAACUCAUCACAAGAAAAAAAGCAAGAUUGAUAAAGAUCUAUCGGAAAGAAAGAAGCGUACAAAAAGCAAGAAGAAACGCUAUGAAAACUCUAACAUCAACAAUAAUAACAACAACAAUGCAUUGAUGACAGAGCAGAGUUUUAUGUCAUUUACGAGUGAAAACUCCUUAAUGUUACCUCAAAUUGGGUAUUCCAGUCGUGCCGACAUGAGCGAUACAAGCGAAUAUGCAAGAUAUGCUCGCGGACCGAAACAUGACGUGUUCUAUCGACAACCAAGUGGCACUCGUCGUUGUGACGUGAUCUGCACUUAUGAUUCUGACGAUGCCGAUUGUUCAUCUGAUAAAAAGAAUAUCAAACUUAUUCCAAUUAAUCCUGAUGUUUGUUUCGCAACAACGACAUCAACAAUAAACAGCUCGAAGCAAUCGAUAACAUCAUCGUCACCGGCGAAAUCAAAUGGACCUGUGUUUGUACCAGUUAUCGAUAUUAGUGGAAAGAAAUACUUACCUGUCUACUUAAAACAAUCCAACGAAACCGAUAAUUCAGCUAACCAACUUGAUAAAAUGCCAUUGCGUCUGAAUAAUACGAUUUCACAAUUGGUAUCAUCCAAUCCAAUUUUAUCGUCGAAGAAAACACCAACAAUUAUAGAAGAAAACGAAAUUGAACCAACGUCGAUGCCUUCAUCGCCUGUGCUAUCAAAGCCGAACCUGUGUGUCGAACGUCUCUCGAUCUCACAACUCGAUACUCAAUUCCAACAAGGAUCGAAAGAUUAUCCAGUAACCAAUAAUCAUAAACAUGCGAUUAAAGUUCCAUCACAUAUAUUGACACGACGUUCUCCUGAAUUUCAAAAAAAUCUUCGUGCUAAAACAGUGCGUAUCGGUAAAAUUCGUUGGCCACCCCCACUCAAUGCUGAAGAAAUAGAUAGUGCUAAUCAACACAGACGACUGCUCGUUCAACGCCGUAUUCAAGAAGAAAUCCAUGGCGCUAAACCUACUCCAAGCGAACCAGAUCAAACAAAUAAUUUUAACAACAUUAACCAUGAUCCUCCUCCCAUACUUCCAGAUCAACAUCAACGUCCUCUAAGUAGUACGCAUUAUGUGAAGGGCGUUAAUAUAGAACAGAAAGUUCCGACUGACCGACGCGUACAAUCCGACGAAAAACUCCUUUCUCCAAGUACCAACGAUCCUCAGAAAAAGUCACCUGUUACGAAGACAUUGCUGGACUUAAUAUCACCAUUAUCAGAUGCUGUUAGUGAUGAUGAUAUGUCAACGAAUGAAAUUGUUGCUCGAAAUCAUUCAUCAAGAUUGGAUUUUCAUAAAACAUUGACACCCAUGAUUGGAAAAGAAAAUUUCGAACUGAGGAAAAAAUUAUUCGAACAUCCGGAUGAAUCAUCCCUGGCUGAUACGAUUACGAUUCCAAAUGAUAUCCCAAAUACAAGUAAACAUUCUUCGAGACAAUUACAACAUUUUCUCAUGUAUCAUAACAUAACAUGGAUAUUAAAACUUCGCAAAGAGGUUUUCUCCCCGGCAGAAACAUUCGAUCAACCAAUUUUAAUCGAAUUAUUGUAUCUUCAAAUCGUACGUGAUACCUUUUCAUCAAUUUGCAUCCGCAUCAGUGAAGCUGAACGAACAAACAUGAAAACUUACCUAUCUUCGCAUGGUGUCGUAGUCGUUGGUGAUAUUGAUUUAAUCAAUAAACUAUCCGCAAAGAAAUCCGUUAUUGAACAAGCACGUCAAUGGCCAACGUAUUUCUGUCGAUUCUUUCCUGUUUCCAUGCCGAAAUAUCACUCUGGUGAAGUACAAAUGUUAGGGGUAUCGCAUUCAGGUGUGCGAUUAAUUAAACGAAAUCGAAGUAAAACUGCCAGUGACACAUUGCAAGUUCUUGAAACCUUUCUGCUCGAUUCUAUUCAACAAACAUCUUCUAUUCGAAACGGUUCUACUAUUGAUUUACGCUUGACGAAAAAACGUAUUACCAUUCAUUCACAUCGGAUUCAAAUUAUUAAGCAAAUAAUCGACAAAUUUCUCAAAGAAUCACGCCUUGGCCAUGGCAAACAUUCGCGAACAUCCAACCACAAGAAAACUUCUCAGGAAAACUUCUCUCCAAACUUAAUCUCGACUACGAGUGAUCUUUUCAAAUCUUCCAGUCAAGCAAGUUUGCUAAGUUGCAGUCAAACAUUCAGUGAAUUAAUUCCAUCAGCAUCAUUCGAUGCUCACACACCAAAACCAACCAAAACUGAUCUUGUUUCCCCAACAAUAUCAGCAUUACCCAAUGGACAUUCCAUGAUGGAAUUUGCUUUACAAAACUUCAAACUUCAAAAUAAACGACGAUCCAAGAAGAGUUGGAAAAAUUCAGAAUGGACUUGGCAAGAGUAUAGUGAGUUACUCAAAUGGUCAAAAAAUCCCAUACACUCACCACUACUUCAGCAUUCAUCGAAUGAUUGUAUCCGCAUUGCUCGACAAUGUUUUCUUGCAAUCAUGCGUUUUAUGGGCGAUCAUCCGAUGUCACGUGGUCAAACUGAUAUCGAUUGUUUAUUGUACAUACUCAAAAGUAUGCAUAAGCAUCGAACGUUAAUCGAUGAAAUUCUUUGUCAGCUUAUCAAACAAUUAACUGAGAAUAAAAGUACGAAAAAUGAUAGUGUUCAAUAUGGGUGGAAGUUAUUGGUCAUUAUUCUUAAUUAUUUCACUCCAAGUCCACAUUUAAGACCAUACUUUGUUAAAUACCUCAAUGAUAAUAUCAAUCAAAACGAGAAAUUGGUACAACUAUGUUUGAAUCAUUACGACCAAACCUUGAAAUACGGUGGACGAAAAAAUACACCCAGUAAAGCGGAAAUCGAUCUUCUAACAGCGAACGGUCGAAACGGAGGAAAACGUCAAACGUUUUUAUUACCAGGCGGCAAUCCAUUAACCCUAUUGACAACACCAUCGAUGGUAAUUGAUGAUUGUCUAAAUCUCAUAUGCGAACGAUUCAACAUCACCAAUAGUUUAGAGCAUGAUGAAUAUUCCAUUUUUAUUAUUAGUCCUUCAGAUCAAUCGUCACGUUUACUCAAUCCUACGGAGUAUUUGUUCGAUGUUUUGAGUGAAUGUGUUCGAUCGAAUAUGGUUGAUUAUCAUUUGAUUAUGAAACGUAUGCUUUGGUAUACCAUUCCCAUGACAUUUGAUGACAAUAACAAAUCGGAAAUGUUCGUCGAUUUUAUGUAUCAUCAACUCAUACCUGAAUUACUUGAAGGUACAAUAAUUGUUAUUAAAAAUAAUCAUCUAUCUGAUGAAUUAAUGCAAUCAAUUUCCUUAAUGGCUGCUCUUCAAUACCGUGCGUCGAAUAAGAUUGGUUUACCUUCAAUGCGUGAAGUAAAACAUCUUCUUCCAGCUACGGUGUUGAAAUUAAAAAGUGUUCGUCCCCAAGUAUGGACAACAACAGUACAUGAAAAACUUUAUUCAUCAGUUGAAACUAUGACAAUAAAUGAAGCUAAGAUGAAGCUUUUAGAUAUUAUUCAAACAUGGCCUCUAUUUGGCAUGACGUUUUUUGCUGUUCAGUCUGUGGAUGAUCCAUCGAUUCGUUCACCAUGUUUAAUUGGUAUUUACAAAAAUGGAAUCUUAUUUCUCGAUAUUGAUACACGAGAAACUCUGUUUUCAAUCUCGUACAAUGACGUUGUUUCUAUUCGUCGUCAUCAAAAUUCAAUCGAUAUUAAAUAUGGCAGCUUAAAUCAACCUCGCAUCCUUCAAUGUCAAGUCGAAAGAGCACAAGAUCUCGUUGCAUUAGCUGGACGUUAUUUGAGUUUUGUCGGUCGAAGUUUAUCAACUGCAAUGGAAAGAAAAAGUGAAAAUCAAACACAUCUACAUUCAUCUAUAUCUGCAUAUCAUGAUCCAAUUAGUACAAUCUUGUAA